AUGGAUAAGCCUUCAGAAAGUACAUCCAAACAACUAGAAGCGGAUUUGCAUUUCUUAGAGUCCCAACAUCCAGAGCUCAGUAUGAUUGCAAGAAAUCUGGCUCAGAUCGCGCUGAGUACAACACCAGCCCCACCAGAUACUUCAAAAAUUCCUAAUGAAAUACAAAAAUCCCUAUCUAGUGUUGAAUCCAUAAAUAAUAAUGCCUGGCAGCUUUAUCUGAUGCAAUUACAACUUCAAGAUCCAAAUAUUCAAAAUUUGAUUGUUCAGCAGCAAAAACAAUCACAAGCACAAAAUACUAGCAACACUAACACUAGCAUAAAAAAUUCAGUAGAAAACGUGCAUUUAGAUCAACAUAGUGUAAGCAAACCUAAAAUUCGUACAAUCGAAACUCUGUUGAAUGCUGGAGUACCCAGAAGUGGUUCUUUUGAUGGUAAAACAGUUGAACACACCGGUGCAAACUUGCAUACAUGUGACAACAAUAAUCCUUCUGGACCUCAGACUCCAUGCAGUUCAAAUGUAUCAGUCCCUAAAUACUCGGAUUCUUCUCUGCUUACCUCUCAUCAAAAACAAUUGAUGACAGAACAAGAAUUAAGUGAUCAGCAAAUCAAUCAAUUACUACAAUAUCUUAUUUGCAAUAAUCUACCACAAAAUUCAAAUUUGAAUAAUUUAAAUCUGUUGACUCAACUUUUACAAUCACCAAUUACAUCAAGUGAACCGAGUAAUGUUUGGAGUUCAAUAAUCCAACCAUUAACUAAACAAAUCCUUCAAAAUUAUCAACAACAUAAUAUGAAUAAUGAAAAUCCUCCCACCGGUAGCAUUAAUAGUAAUAAUAAUAAACACUGUCUACCAGAGACAAAGACACCAUCUAUGUGGACAGAUGGAUUCAAUACACAACAUAGUGUUACAGAAACUUGUCCAUCACCACCACCAUCUAAUGUACAAUUAACCAAUCAAUCACAAAAUAUUUCUACAAUAAGAAAUCAAGAGGUGAAUAACACAGAUCACAAAGAGAGUGUAAAUAAAAUUUCAAGCCAACUAGAUGAGCAUAAAUUAACAAAAUUGAAUCCUUACGAACAAUUACAAAGUCAAGAAAUGAAUCAGAACAAUAAUACUGGCUGGAGUAAUUCUACAUCAUAUACCUAUGUGAAUGACAAUAUCAAUACUGUAGGGCAUUCAGGACAGCUGUCUAAUUUCCCGAGGUUGAUAAAUCAGGAACGUCCUUGGAUGAAAAGUUAUCACAGAGAUAGAUUUGUCGUUCGGAUCACAUCAGUAACAUAUCGUUGUUCAUGUCGGUCGAAUACACCACCGAAUCGUCAUCGUAAUAAUGAGACAAGACGAGAUCAAGUUCAUGGUAAAGAAUGCAAACGAAGUGACCCACGUACUUUUGUCACAUUCCAGUCUCAGUUACCUAGUUUAAUUUCACCUGACAAUGCUAAGAAGAAUGGAAGACACUUGCAUCAUAUCCCAUUGACUGGACUUAGACUGGGAUUCAGUUGUCCAUUGAUCAGUCAAGGACCACCUAUGAGUGAUUUUAAUACACCAAAAGUUUUGGAAAGACUUGAUGCAUGGGAGCAAGCUGGAAAUCGACCAGGUUUUCGUAUCCAGGUAUUGACAGCACUGCAGCAAACAGUUCGUCAGAUGCUUGAGUUAAUUAGAACCAAGGGAUUUGGAGCAGUGAAACUUGAUACGGACUAUGUAUUUUUUCCAUCUGCACCUGAUCUACAACCAGUUUAUACAAGACGAAGACCAUUGAGUUCAUCAUCAGAUGGUUCUUUACCAAGAGUUAUGGGUCUUGAAAGAAUACGACGUGAAGUUUCAAAUGAACCAAAGAAUCACAGUUUUAAUACAAAACUAAACGAAAAUUUAGAUAAUCAUCAAAAAUCAGAACAUUCUGUCUGGACAGAUAUUAUGAAUAAUCCCGAAGUUGAAUCAAAUACUAUUGCUACUACUAACACUCCAAACAGUAGUAGUAUAACUAUGCCAAGAAACAGACCACGUACAUGGCAUCAUUUACCGGGUCACAAUUCAUUAGUUAUGUCAUCAUUAUUACCAAAGGAUAAAUCAGACUAUGGAAUUCAUAAUGAAAAUGGAGAUGAGACAGAAAAUGAUAAUUUCACUAACGAUAACAAUCACCACUUCAAUUCAUUGAGUUCAAGAACGAGUGGAAUACCUGUAAAUCAGUCAAUGCUGAAUACAUGCUGGUGUGCUACAAAGUCUAUGAGACUCCCCAUUCAUCAUUCAUUGGGGUAUAGUUCAUCUUUAUCCUCAUCACCAGUAGGAAUAAACCCAAACCCACAUAUUGUAGUCAACCAGAUGAAACUAUCGCCUUACACUACAGUGGAUGAGCGUUAUUUACUUGGUGGAAAUGCAAAUGUAACAAAUCAACUCCAUAAACAAAUGGAUGCUCCUUAUUCAACUCCUGUAAGUCCAACACCAUUUAUUCUGGGUGAACCAAUGAACCGCAACAAAAUACACAAUUGCAAAAUGAAUGUACAUCAAACAUUAGUGUCAUCACAAACGGCAACAAAAUUAGAGAUAUCCAGAACACCUGAAAUCUGUGCUUCUGAAAGGUUUUACACUAUCAACAAUACAGAACAGAAACCAGAAAUUAAUGGAAGAUCAGAUCACUUAAGUAAGAUUCUGCGAGAAAUAUCGAACUGUCUUCAUACCAAUCCCCAAUAUCCCGUUGUUAUCAUGCCUACUUAUAAUAUGCUCAGUUCUUCAGGAAAUGAACAAACAAAUGACACAAAUAACAAGGCGACACCACUCGUUUUCCAGAUACCUCAUUCCGAUUCAGUAUUUGUCGGCCUUCCAGCAACUUCUGGAGUGAAUCCACGCGUUAUGACAGCAUCACCCACAAACGCUGUUGUGAUAUUGCCAUCAGUCUCAACAAAUGAAAUAAUGCAACAAUCCACAUCCCAACAACAUCAGGACUAUCUUCCCAGCUCGGGUACACAACCUACCAUAUUAACAGGGCCAAAACAAGGUUAUUUGUUGAUUAUAACACCUGAUAAUAAGUAUGAAUAUGUGCCACGAUCAUAG
Molecule: messenger RNA, 3042 nt
Organism: Heterobilharzia americana
Lineage: Eukaryota; Metazoa; Platyhelminthes; Trematoda; Strigeidida; Schistosomatidae
Source: the annotation of a GenBank genome assembly